GUUCGCUGCUCGCUCCGUGCCAGCCUCGCGCUGCUUGUUUUUUCUGCAACAAGAUGGCUGUCGUUCUAGAGAGCAGAGUUCUUACUUUCAGCGUUUUUAAAUGGAGCUCUUAUUCCUCUACAUAUUUACCCGAGAAUAUCUUGGUGGAUAAACCAAAUGAUCAGUCUUCUAGGUGGUCUUCGGAGAGCAACUACCCUCCACAGUUUUUAAUCUUGAAAUUGGAAAGACCAGCAAUUGUUCAGAGCAUCACCUUUGGGAAGUAUGAGAAGACCCACGUCUGUAACCUGAAGAAGUUUAAAGUGUUUGGUGGGAUGAGUGAAGAGAACAUGACAGAGCUUUUGUCUAGUGGCCUUAAGAAUGACUACAACAAGGAAACGUUCACCUUAAAGCACAAGAUAGAUGAGCAGAUGUUUCCCUGCAGAUUUGUCAAAAUAGUGCCUCUUAUGUCUUGGGGUCCUAGUUUUAACUUCAGCAUCUGGUACAUUGAACUGCAUGGUAUUGAAGAUCCUGAUGUGGUGCAGCCCUGCCUUAACUGGUAUAGCAAGUACAGAGAACAGGAAGCCAUCCGCCUUUGUCUCAAGCACUUUCGACAGCAUAACUACACAGAAGCCUUUGAAUCACUGCAGAAGAAGACUCGGAUAGCAUUGGAACACCCCAUGCUCACACACCUCCAUGACCGGCUGGUUCUCCAAGGAGAUUUUGAUGCUUGUGAAGAGCUUAUAGACAAAGCUGUGAGAGAUGGUUUGUUUAACCAGUAUAUCAGCCAGCAGGAGUACAAGCCCAGGUGGAGUCAGAUCAUCCCAAAAUGCAACAAAGGUACAAGCACCCAAGAAAUCAACCGAGACGACAUGAACAGUGAUGGCGAUGAUAACAGGCCAGGGAUGCGGGGAGGACAUCAAAUGGUCAUUGACGUCCAGACUGAGACUGUGUACCUGUUUGGAGGCUGGGAUGGCACACAGGACCUGGCUGACUUCUGGGCUUACAGCGUUCAGGAGAACCAGUGGGCCUGCAUCUCCAGAGACACUGAGAAAGAGAAUGGACCAAGUGCUCGUUCUUGCCACAAGAUGUGCAUCGACUCCCAGCGGCGUCAGAUCUACACGCUUGGCCGGUACUUGGACUCCAGCGUCAGGAACAGCAAGUCCCUGAAGAGUGACUUCUACCGCUAUGACAUCGAUGCAAACACCUGGAUGCUACUAAGUGAGGACACGUCAGCUGAUGGAGGGCCAAAAUUGGUGUUUGACCAUCAGAUGUGCAUGGACUCCGAAAAGCACAUGAUCUACACUUUUGGCGGUCGGAUCCUGACAUGUAACGGCAGUGUGGAGGACAGUCGGACAUCAGACCCUCAGUUCAGUGGCCUGUACUCCUACCACUGUCAGGCUGGAACGUGGAGCCUCUUGCGUGAAGACUCGUGUAAUGCCGGGCCAGAGGAUGUCCAGUCCCGCAUUGGACAUUGCAUGCUGUUCCACACAAGAAAUCGCUGUUUGUAUGUGUUUGGAGGUCAGAGGUCAAAAACAUACCUUAAUGAUUUCUUCAGCUACGAUGUGGAUGGUGAUCAUGUAGAGAUUAUAUCAGAUGGCACCAAGAAGGACUCGGGCAUGGUGCCAAUGACAGGCUUUACCCAGAGAGCCACCAUUGACCCUGAGCUCAAUGAGAUCCAUGUGUUGUCUGGUCUUAGCAAAGAUAAGGACAAACGUGAGGAGAACGUACGCAACUCCUUCUGGAUCUAUGACAUUGCCCGCAACAACUGGUCGUGUGUGUAUAAGAAUGACCAGGCAGUAAAAGAAAACCCAAGAAAGGCCCUGCAGGAGGAGGAGCCAUGUCCACGCUUCGCACACCAGCUGGUUUAUGAUGAGCUGCACAAGGUGCAUUACCUGUUUGGUGGAAACCCUGGGAAGUCUUGUUCUCCCAAGAUGCGUCUGGAUGACUUCUGGUCUCUCAAACUGUGUAGGCCCUCUAAGGAGUACCUGCUACGCCACUGCAAGUACCUUAUCAGGAAAUACAGGUUUGAGGAGAAAGCCCAAUCAGAGCCGCUGAGUGCACUGAAGUACCUACAGAACGACCUGUCGCUCACUGUGGAUCACAAAGACCCUGAUGAGACCAAAGAGUUUCAGCUCCUGCCCUCUGCUCUCUUCAAGUCCAGCUCAGACUUCAUCCCUCUAGGUUUCUCUGACGUAGACCAGACAUAUGCUCAGCGGACGCAGCUCUUCGACACACUCGUCAACUUCUUUCCGGACAGCAUGACCCCACCUAAGGGCAACCUGGUAGAUCUCAUCACCCUCUAGCCCCUCUCAAAUCUGACAUGCCCCCCCUCCUUCACUUUAUCCACUGGACUAACUAUACAACAGCCACACAUGUGAUGGCUGUGGAGGAGACUGAGACCAGUUAUUUUUCUAUUUCUGGACCCUAUUGGUGGGAGUACACUUCAUCUGAAACAGCUCCAUCUCUCAGACCUGCUGCGUUACCUGACAGUAUGGUCAUAAACACACAUCAACCACACUGUGCUAUUUGGAUAUGAGCAAAAUUCCACGGUGGCCUGAGGUGGGUGUGCAUUUGUGGUUUUCCUUUCCCCCCACUCAGGAUAGCCCUUGUGUUUCUUUUGUUUUUGCUGAUGAAGAUUUCUUGGAGCACGCAAACACUCUAAACUCAGCCCAGACAUCACUUGUGGUUUUCAUCUUCACAUGAUCCCAGAAGUAUUUAGGCCAAAAAGAGGAUUUUCUCACAGUUUGCACUCUUUCUUCACUGAUUCUUUGUGUUUUCUUUUUUUAUAUAAAUAUUUACAUUUGUGUUUUGUACUCACACAAAUGGUCACACAGUCGACCGCAGGUGUCAGUCCACAUUCAGCACACAACACAUCAUGGUGAUGUUUGUUCAGGCCUCUUGUUGCGACAGUUAAGUUUAAAUGUGUUUGAAGACAAAACAAGUAGCGUCCAUGAAACAGGAAACCACUUCUAGCUCUUGUGUUCUUGAAGUACAUUUUCAGCAACUCCAGUGAUGACACAUUUCAAUUUUGUGAUUUGGAUAGUUUGCUUUGCUCAUAUUUAUGACUGUGACAGCUGUUCACAUGUUAAACAAGUCCAUUUUAUUAGUGUUGUAGGAACAGUACAGCAGUGAGCCUAGAAGAUGAUACAUCUAUCUAAAUAUACAUUCAUAUUGGUUUUGGUUGUUAUUCCUGCAAGAAGAAAUAGAAUGUUUUCCUCACUAAAUCAUGGACUGCAUCUUAAUUCUAAGUGGUUAAACGGUGUACAGAAUAUGUAAAUAUACAUAUAGGAGUUUUUUCAAAGAUUUUUGAAUUGAAAAUCAAAAAGUAAGGGUCCAUAAACAGCAACUUUCUGGCUGUUCAUGUAAAACUCAAUUACUCAUAGGAAAACAUUUAAAAUAAUAGGCAUGUGUCUGAAUGAAGUGGUUGUGCCGCUAAUUUGACGGCUGGAGUGGGAAAAGGGAUUUUAGUUCUGUUUGCGGGUGAAUUUUUUCUCUUAAAAUCCCAAACGUCCAUCUGAAUAGUUUAGUGAAAUUGACAGCAGAAGCAUCCUAUAAUCAUGGAACAUACAGCUUGUUGGGUGUUACCCCAUUUCUACCGUGACCAAUUACCAACAAAAAAGUUGUUUUUGUUACUUGUAUAAUACAUUUUUGAUCUUGGUUCUCUGCCUUAAGUAACAUUAAAUUUAGGGCUUGUACUGUUAUUUUCAUUAUUAGUUAAUCUGCUGAUUAUUGUCUUGAUUGAUUUAUCUUAUUUCUAUAAAUUGUUAAAAAAUGCAUUUCUUCAAUCAGCAGUCCAAAGCCAAAUCUAAAGUCAUUUAGUUUACAACAAAAUAAUGGCAUAUUCACAUUAUUACAGAAAAAAAUGUAAAUGUUGUGUAUACACAUUGGGGGUUUGGCAAAAAUUCACAUUUGUUGAACUUCAACCCCAGUUACACUUUAUGUAUGUAGCCAAUCGAUGCUAACCAUUGCUUGAGCUGACCAGAAACUAAUUAGCCUGCUUGUGUUCCUCAAUUUCCCACCAUGUGCAAUAACAUAUUGCCUACAUAUUCAGACCAGGCAAAGACGGACAACAUAUUCAAUAUGUAUCAGCAUGCAAGUGCCGUCACCAAGUUUGUUAAAAAGAAGACAUAGUUCAAGCCUCUAGUGUAGUGUAUCGUGGCUAAGGUGGAAACUUUGUGUCCAGACCCUCCGGGAGUUUCUACUUGAGUUUCUGUGCCAACCACUGUGACAUACGCCUCACAAAACCCUUGUUUCUCCAUGACAAUGUGAAAACACCUUAAAACGGAAAAAUGAAAGAAACCCUUCAUAUUGGAGUAAAGCAAAAUUAAAAAAAAAAGAAAAUGCUGCUAAAGCAAAUUUAUAAAGUGACUAAUAGUGUCAGCUCUAAUGCAGUGCAGUCCUUGUACCCCAGAUUUAUGCUUGCAUUACUAGGUAACCGUUUCCUAUUUCUACUACUUAUAACAUGAUUAGAAUAUCCAAAUUCACACAGCUAUCAAACUUGUUUGAUUGGAGUGGUUUUCAUAUAACAUCUGUAUUUAUUUUACUGAUUACACAAAUAACCCUAGCACCAAGCUGGUUUUAGUUCUGGAUAUAGUUCAUUACUGGCACAUUCAUUUAAAACGGGGGGGUGGGUGGCAUCAGAAUCAGUUUUCUACAAUGAAUCCACACCUUCCAGUCAGAAUGGAGAAAGCUCAGUGAGCGUGGUAUCAGACACAAAGCUUGUUGCUGUCAUUUUCUACUCGGUAGAGUUUUUUUUUUUUAACCCGCUUUCUAAAGCUGAGUGCUCUGAUAGUGGCUCAUUCUUGUUUUGGUCUUUUGUCCUUGCCUGGUGAAACACUAUGCAGAAAUCAGGGUAGGGUUUUCUGUGAUCAACAUUAAAAGACGUAUUUAUUUUUUCUGGUAAUACUUGACUUAAUCUCAUAGGCAGAAUGUGAAAUUGAUUUGUGGUUCAAAUUGUCUGUGGUAGAUGGAGACGGGGAACUCUGCAAAGUUUUAAUAAAAACUAAAAUGUAUCAAAUGAUAUGUCAAAACUGUGUGUGACAUUACCAAAAAUAAAUCGGUAUACUGUCCAGGUGAGGAAGCAUGCUAAAGCAAGUUUUCUAUGUAUUAUGAAUAAACAGAAAGAAGAAAGGAGGCGUUUGAGUGUAUAGCUCACAGAUGAGCUAAUGUCAGACACAACUUAAGUCUUCCAAGAAGACAUCAAAGGUCAGGUUCAGCUACAGAAGAGACAGAGUUGAAAUGUUUACCCGCUGUCACAAAGUUGUACUUGGAUUUUGGUGUCCAUGCUCAUCGGUGCUUACUGCUCGCUCAAAGUCCCACCUUUCACUUUUUGAGUUUUUUGUCCUCCGUUAUUCUCAGUCGGGCACUAUCAGAUGGUUUCUUAAGAGAGGAAUGAUUGCUAACAUCCCAUGGACAGAAAGAAGUGUUCCUUAGUCAUGCAAAAGCAACAGAUGAUUGUCUUUCCCAGUGCCGCAGCUGUGAUACAUCACACCAUUACAUGAUUCAUCAUCCCCGCUACAUCUGCUGCGACUGUUCACCACAACUUGUAGAUCAUAAUGUAGAGGAUCAGCUCUGUUUCGGUCUGUCAGCCUGAAGAACACUGGGCAGGUGAAGAUCAUGAGGUCAGUUUAACACAACAGCAGAACUAAGUAACAACAUAAUGGCCUUUUGCAAAUUCUUUUCUUUCAUGUUUCAGUCUAGUCAUGAGGCAGCAACCAGAGUGGAAGUUAGAUGUUAAAAACUUAGACAUGAACUAGUUAUCUUCAGUUAAUCCCAUUGUAUUGGCAUUUUAAAGGUAAUGCACACCUAACGCAUCUGUUUUAAAAUCAAAGGCCCAUAGUGGUGUAAGCCAAUUUACUGUGCAACAGCCACCAUCACCAGUCUGCCUCUCUCGCGUAUUCCCAUUCAUUAUUAGAAAAGUCUUAUUCUCUAAAUUUUGUGAAAGCAUGAAAUUAUUGUUUUUUUUUUUUGUUUUGUUUUUUUAUUGUCUAUCUUUCAGUAAAUUGGAUGCUUAGCUCAGUGAUGUGACUGCAGUAAUACACGAACAUCACAGGCUGGGGUUUGGUAAAACCAUAAAAUAACAUUAGAACUGGAAAGGAAAAUGUGUGAAGUCGGCGAACGCUAGCUACCAUGAAGCACAGGUGUCGCAUUAAGUAAGGCUGUAGCAGUAAAACCGUCUGUUUCCCCCUGUUCCUGCUCUUGGUGCUAAGCUAAGCUAAUGACCUGCUGGCUGGAGCUUCAUAUUUAGUGUACACAUGAGAGGGGUAUCAAUCUUCUUAACUACCUCUCUGCAAGAGAACAAAUAUAUGUAUAUCCCAGUAUGUACUAACUUUUCUUUUCAUACAUGAUUUUAAUGUCAGACAUGAGCUUAUUUACUUCAAACGCUCAAUGGGUUACCCACCCACUGGAACAGUUGGAUGCUUUACAUAGCAUGCUUAUUAUGUGGAAUCUGUAUCUGGUGCAUCCUUGUUUCCUUUGUCCUGGUUUAAAGUGAUACAUCUUACACUUAUCCCACAACAAAUAACUUCCAUCAAGUGUAAUUAUCCCCUAAGGAUGUUGUUUACUGUGACUGUGGGUGACUCUGCUGCUGUAAAUAAUGUUUCGCUGGUGUGUAUAUAGUCUCCUUGUGUGUCAUGACACUGGAGAUGAGUAGCGACCAUCACAUCACAUUGAGAUUCAGGGUUUUUUCUUCUUCUCUUUUUUUUUUUCCUCUAGACAAUUUUGCAUCAGCACCCUUCUCUUUCCUUAAAUUCAUUGGCGGAGGAAGAUAAAUCCUCUAAUUUACAACAAUGGAGAUGUUGUUCGUUAGUAUUCUAAUUAUUUGGUUGUUUUUGUGCUGUAACAUUUUUGUUGGAUGGCUUGUGCAUUGUCUGUACAUGUAUGUUUUACUCCUGAUUUCAUUGCCCUAAAUUGGAAACACAUCUGUGAAUAUAAAACACACACACACACACACACACACACCAGAGCAAAAAAUAAUGCUUGUAUCAUAGAAAAAGAAAAGGCAUGUGAAGGAUUAUUGAUAAUAUAUUGGUAACAAUUAGGGCUCAUCAUGCUUGCUGUAGCAUUUUCAUUUUUGACAGAAGAAAACUGUUCAAAAAGACAAACUGAAAGCACCUUUGUAAAAAAGAAAAUAGAGAAAUGCCAAAUACUCUUUAAAAAAAAUGCUAUUUAAGGUAAAUGUCCUCCACACAACAAAGUUUGCUGAUUCCAUUUUUUUGUUUUUAUCUUACCCUGCUCUGAAUGCCUGGGUGGGACUCAGGAGAUUUAAGGCUGGUACUCUCAGAUCAAUGAGCACUACUCUGUCGAUACAGCGAAUGUGUAGUAUAGCUUUGUAUGUAAUGUAUAUAAUGAAUAAAGAUUGUAUUUUGUUCAGGUUUUCUUAAAUGCUGCAUCUGUGCUGUUUUGCCCCCUAGAGGGCGUGUGUGUGUGUGUGUGUGUGUGUGUGUGUGUGUGUGUGUGUGUGUGUGUAUAGUACUGACCAAGUAAACUGCAGAACCAAAGUGGAAAAAAAAAACACUUCAUUUAUUUGCAAAUCUGAACAUAAAACAACAUGGCCGCCAGUGCGACCAGCAAUUUACAGAUUCCAGUGUGUCAGACCCCUGCUGUUUGCCUUGAGCAGCAAACAAACCAUAAAUAUAUCAAAUACUAGUAACAUACUUUGGUGAAAAAAGCACAGCUAUAUGUGGACCAAACAAUAAAAACACACACACACACAGAAGUAGGGUUGUAGUGCCUGAGGUGAGGAUUCACUUGUAUGUCGUUUAGAGUGAAAGUAAAUAACUUCUUACUUUGUUUAAAGGGAAGUAAAUUAUUAAGCUGAACAAGAAAAAAAAAAAGUGUUCAGGUUCUGCACUGAGGGUUGGUCAGAUGACUUCGCCCUAGCCAGCAUCAGCAAAAGUGAAAAGACACUUCACACACUAUUUACAGUUUGCAUCAGUUAUUAGCACAACAUCUGUAUGAACCAACAGCAACUUUAAAAGGCCAAGUCCACGUCAGUCCAGUUGGUUUCUUAUUGAUUAGGGAGAUGACCGUUUGUGAUAUUUCUUUUCUACAUGCUUUACCUUGGCUCAUAAAAAUAGAUCACUGUAACAGUCGAUACAAUUGUGAGUUGUUUACUGGUAUUGGCUUCAGAAAAAGAUUUCGGUCUAGGUAAAAUGUCAUGUCAUUCAUGUCAUUACAGCCUGAAUUAUUUCAAUUUUGCCAUCGUUCCUAUCAGCAAUAAUUACAUUGUACAAUUGUUACUUGCAAGUAACACGAGCAUUCAGACGAAUGUUUAAAAAAAACCAACAGAUUAGACAAAUUUAUUUGCAAGUGUAAACAAAGGUGAACUGUAAACCUGCUACCCAACCUGUGAGUUUUCAGACCAGGGGACCAAGCUGUGAUUUGUAACAUUAAAGUGAGACCGUGUAGCUUUUGCUGAAUAGUGGUCACAUUAAUCAAUUUCUCAAGAUUCCCUUGGGUUAGUUAUGUUACACCUAUCAUCAUUGGACUGAAUUAUUUUGAAUUACUGACAAAUAUACAGUAAAAAUAAGAGCUGAGUGUGAAAAUGGGGUCACAAGCAACAAACACCUACUUCUUUAACUUCUACAAUAGCACAUGGAGAAGAGCCACAAAUUCAGCCAAGUGACUAACAAAUGUCAGUUGCACACCAAUAUUUAUCUAAAGUAUGCUAACAUUUGCCGCCUAAGCGCCAAGCCACUCCAUAAGGCUAUAGCAACUAAACUUGUCUACUGAGCUUUCAAUCUUUGAUGCAGCUUUGACUGUGUUUAUUGUAGUUGUGACCACAAAGUUUUCCUGUAUUCCGAGGGAGGGUCAUCAUCAUUUCAGAUUGGUUCACUUUCAGUUCACCUCUAAAUGAAGUGGUUUACAUAAUCUGGAUAAACCUUUGAAAUCUAUCUGAUCUUCUGACUGCUCGUGUUUCAGACAUUGUUGCAGUGAUGUCGAGAUAUCAGCAAAGUACUUGGUGCAACUUGAUAGUUAUCAUGAUUGCAAUGAUUGCUACAGCUACAGAAAUAAGACCCAGGAAGUUGUAAACCUGAAUUAUCAUUAAGAUUUCAAAAUGAAGCAUUUAAAUAAUGUGGCAUUAUGCUUAAAUUAAAGAAAGUAAAGCUAACUAAAAUGUGAUUAGUUGAAUUUUAUAUAAAUACUGAACAAAUUCCUCCAUGCUUGGAAGACCAGAGGGGCCAGAAUUAAAGACUAGGGCUGCACCUAUUGAUUAUUUUCUUUAUCAAUUUGUAUGCCAAUUAAUUGGUCCAUAAUGUAGCUUACAAUUACAAUGUCUCUCAGCCCAAUUUGACAUAUUUAAAUGUAUUUUCAAACAUAACACAAAAUAUAUACUUGUGAUAUGUCCCUUCUGGCUUUCUGUACAUCUUAGAAAUCAUAAUUUCUGUAAACCCAUUUGCUUUAAGCUGUGUCUUUAUGAGUAUGUUCUGUUUUUUAUGAGUAAGGUUAGUGUUCAGUUGUACCAGUGCAGCUCUUACAACCACUGGCAGUUUCUUCAUAGAUACAUACAAGUGGAAAAA
Molecule: messenger RNA, 9500 nt
Organism: Monopterus albus (swamp eel)
Lineage: Eukaryota; Metazoa; Chordata; Actinopteri; Synbranchiformes; Synbranchidae
Gene: mkln1
Product: muskelin 1, intracellular mediator containing kelch motifs
Exons: 18
Coding region: 54-2282 (742 amino acids)
Cellular component (GO): cytoplasm
Molecular function (GO): protein binding
Source: RefSeq, a predicted model, not a curated record